Microdochium trichocladiopsis is the source of this 1281-nucleotide messenger RNA. RefSeq lists its product as uncharacterized. The coding region runs from base 1 to 1281 and encodes 426 amino acids. NCBI's taxonomy places the organism in Eukaryota, Fungi, Ascomycota, Sordariomycetes, Xylariales, Microdochiaceae. The record is from RefSeq and is a predicted model, not a curated record. The transcript has 2 exons.
AUGUUCCCACAGAAAUAUUUGACACUGUACGUGCCUACUCAACGUUAUCACAUACAAAAUAACUUUCAAUCCGUCGCUGAUACUCGGCUGCAGAUUACAUCUUUCGUGGAGGAUGUCAACCGCACCAGGCAUCCAUACCUAGAUGAUCAUACCUGGCCUUACAGAGAAAUUAGCCAAGAAUGUCGAAAAAGCCUGGCCAACCUGCGUCUAGUCAGCAGGUCUUUUUGCCGGAGCGCCUCCCGGCCAUUCUUCCGCCAUUUCCAAGCGACAAUCGAAGGGCAGUGCCCAGAUUCACGGCCCUUGGAAAGACUUCUCAAUCUCUCCAACAGCGCGUAUGCGGUGUACGUGCGUCGCCUCGAGGUCGGAGUCGACUGCUCCGGAGAUUCAAAUCACGAGGCUCUUUCAACAUGCGUGGAAGACGUCGCUGCAACGUUACCAGCCUGCCUGGCGAGGUUCACGAAUCUCAAUGUUCUUCAAUUUCACGGCUCAUUAUCCUGCUGUUCUCGAGGAACCGCGGGGCUCUUCAGAGAUACAGUUAUAACGGCAUUACGCUACGUACCACUCUCAAAUCUGACAGAUCUGGACGUCACUUUCCCGAUUGCAUAUGAUUUUGGGCUCUUUCUUGGCAGCAAGGCGACCGUGGUGCGCAUACCGAUAGAGAAUGUGUUACGACGACUUCGGCACCUAGGUCUGUUCCUAUCGGAAUAUACUACCCGUCACGGACAGAGAUACUGGCCUACAGCAGUCUCCGCCGAAAAUGCGGCUCUCCCAAACAAUACCCAUGCGAUCCACCUUUGCAGAAGCACGGAUAUUCUCAACCUUGACAAUAUGAAUCUACACAAUUCGCUCCAUCUCAAAUCGCUUUAUCUCAAGGGAGUUUCCAUUUCAUCUCACGUUCUCAUUUCUCUCAUCGAACAAUGCAAGGACACGAUCACAUCGAUUGAGCUCCGCCGUGUGGAGCUCAAUUCUGAUACGUGGCAGCAAGUUUUGCUGCGAAUGAGCAGACUUUCAAAUCUUCUCGAUUUUGUCAUCGAUUCAAGCGGUUACUCGAGAGAUGGGGCGAGCUCCCAUUUGCGCCCAGGGCGUCUUCCACCGCCGGAUUACCCCGAAGACAUCGAAACGUACAACUUCCUGGAUAUCUAUGCGCUUGGAAAUGUACAACGUCGGGUAAACACCAAUAGGCUUAUUGCGGGGCUCCCGCGGGUGUCAGACUUUGACUAUCGACACAUUCAGCGGGAAACGCUCGAGACUGUGAUGGAAGAGAUGAACAUCACCUCUUAG